Molecule: messenger RNA, 408 nt
Organism: Fusarium pseudograminearum CS3096
Lineage: Eukaryota; Fungi; Ascomycota; Sordariomycetes; Hypocreales; Nectriaceae
Exons: 1
Coding region: 1-408 (135 amino acids)
Source: RefSeq, a predicted model, not a curated record
AUGUCUAAACUCGUCGACGACGUCAAGUCUGGCCUCAAAGGCAUUCGUGGAGCUGGCGAUGCCCUCCGAGGCGAAGUCCUCAGCGCCACUGACCAAGCCUUCGACACAGAUCCCAACCACCCCAAGACACUCAGCAAAGAGACCGACAACAAGGUCAUCGCCGAGAAGGGAAAGCAAGAUAUGAAAGGCGUUGACAACAUGCUUGCGCGCCGCGAGUGGGAGCACAAGGGCGUCGAGCCUCCCGCGCAUGUUGGGCACAGAGAGAGCGAGAGGCCGAACGAGAGUCUUAACAGGGAACCUGGUACGAUUUUGCCCGGUGAAACGACUACGUAUGGGAAUGGAAGGACUGAAGAAGAUACAGCUAGGGAAGCUGGAGCCCAUGUGCCUGGUGAACAGAGAUUGGCCUAA